AUGGAAGACCUUCCAGCUAUCAGUGUCACUGAACAGAAUCCUUUUUGUGUAGAAAUGAUGAAACGGCUCAACAUACAACGAAAACAAGGCCACUUAUGCGACAUAACUUUGAUUACGAAAGAUGAUCAAGAGUUUAAGGCUCACAGAAAUAUCCUUUCUGCAGCGAGUCCGUUCUUUUGCAAGCUUCUUCAGAGCGAUAUGAAAGAAAAUCGAGAAGGGAUCGUUCGGUUGGAGGAGAUUUCGGGAUCUGUUAUGGAAGAUGUUUUGGAAUUCAUCUACACUGGAACUGUAGAGGUUACUGAAGAAAAUGCCGAAGAGCUGGUCGUCGCUACAAAUUAUCUCCUCGUUCCAAAUUUGAAAACAAUCUCUGGUCGAUUUAUACAACAACAAAUGUGUGAGUUAAACUGCAUUUCCACCUUCUACUUCGCCGAGAAAUACGAUUGUGAAGAGCUUUUAAACGACAGCAAGAGUUUUAUUCACGCGAACUUCAGGUCUGUAGCAGACAUGGGUGAAUUCCUAAGUUUGGAAGCCAAAGAGGUGGAGAGAUGGAUUUCAAGUGACGAUAUUGUUGUCAAAACAGAAGCCGAUGUUUUCCAGAUUGCGAAAAAGUGGGUUGAACAUAACAAGAGCGAGCGGAAAGCAGCCUUUGAAGGGCUGCUUCGUCACGUUCGACUGGUUUUCGUAUCGCGUGAUUAUUUGUUGAAUGUCGUGACAAACGAACUCGUGCGUGACAACGCCGGUUGUUUGAGGCUGGUUUCAGAUGCUAUAAGACAGACUACGUUUUCAAGCGAUGAUGACCUUCCCCAGUCCCCGAGAAAAGGGCUUGACACACGCGCUAUCGUGGCUUGUGAAGGAGAAUAUGCCUUUUGUUAUUUCCCUCAGAAAGAUGAGUGGAAAAGGUUACCUAGAUGUAACAGGUCAGCUGAAGAAAGGAGGACCAACAUCCCUUCAACCCACAUGAUUAAAUUUCGUGAUCAGUUAAUCGUGUUUUUCAGUUUGGGUCGAGGAGAGAGGUAUGAUCCUGUCUUUAAUAGUUGGUCAUCAUUCCCCUUUGGCGCAUUUAAGGACGAGGUGACUGUCAUCGGAGGAGAGUUAUUUUCUAUCAAUGAAACUUUUCCUUUCCUGUUGGAAGACAACGCAAAAACAGUAAGCAUUGAAAAAUUCCAGGUAGAGACAUGUUCAUGGCAAAAGCUUCACUCCUCUUCUCAGUGCUACAGGAAAGAUUCUUGUGUCAUAGGAUCUGGUAACUUUUUGUAUCUUUUGGGUGGGACGUCCCCACACACAUCCCAACAUGUUGCAAAAGCUGACAGAUUUGACAUUAUGGAAAAGAAAUGGGAAGAAAUCACAGAUAUGCAACAAGCAAGAGGUGGGGCUUUUGGUGUGGCCAGUCAGGAAAAGAUUUUUGUGGCUGGAGGAGCAGAUGAAGAAGGCACAGUGUUGAAAACAUGCGAGGUGUACAAUGUUUCCACGAAUGAAUGGCAGUUAAUUGCAAACUUGAAUUUUUACCGCACACAUGGUAGUAUGGUUUGUCUUGGUGGAACAUUGUAUGUGCUGGGUGGCUUUAACCAAAAUAAGAAAAACCCAGAAGAUUCAGUUGAAUAUUAUGACAAACAGGGCAAGUGGAUUGUGAAGACAGUCAUACCAAUAAAGGACUGUAAGAAAAAACAGGCAUUCAAAGGCUGUGUGCUAAAGUUCUCCAAAGGAGUAUUGGAUUAUCUUAGAGAUCCAAAUGCAGAGGAUUCCAAGAAUAUGAAUUACUGGAAAGGCGAUAAGCAAAUUGAGGCAGAGAAGCCCAAAAGGUACUCUGAUAUGACCAUGGAUGAGUCCCCAAAUAUCAGUAAACCUGGCCCCCAAAGGAAACUAAAACUUGAGCAGGAACUUUUACUGAUAAUGAUGAGGCUUCGCUUAGCUUUGUCUGUUGGGGAUCUGGCAUUCCGAUUUGCAAUAUCUGACACUCUUUCACCACAAUCUCCGCUUACAAACCUCGAAAACAAGGCCUAUCCUUUGACGAUGGAAGACCUUCCAGCUAUCAGUGUCACUGAACAGAAUCCUUUUUGUGUAGAAAUGAUGAAACGGCUCAACAUACAACGAAAACAAGGCCACUUAUGCGACAUAACUUUGAUUACGAAAGAUGAUCAAGAGCUAAAGGCUCACAGAAAUAUCCUUUCUGCAGCGAGUCCGUUCUUUUACAAGCUUCUUCAGAGCGAUAUGAAAGAAAAUCGGGAAGGGAUCGUUCGGUUGGAGGAGAUUUCGGGAUCUGUUAUGGAAGAUGUUUUGGAAUUCAUCUACACUGGAACUGUAGAGGUUACUGAAGAAAAUGCCGAAGAGCUGGUCGUCGCCACAAAUUAUCUCCUCGUUCCAAACUUGAAAACAAUCUCUGGUCGAUUUAUACAACAACAAAUGUGUGAGUUAAACUGCAUUUCAACCUUCUACUUCGCCGAGAAAUACGAUUGUGAAGAGCUUUUAAACGAAAGCAAGAGUUUCAUCCACGCGAACUUCGCGUCUGUAGCAGACAUGAAUGAAUUCCUAAGUUUGGAAGUCAAAGAAGUGGAGAGAUGGAUUUCUAGUGAUGAGAUUGUCAUUGAAACGGAAGCCGAUGUGUUCCAGAUUGCGCAAAAGUGGGUUGAACAUAACAAGAGCGAGCGGAAAGCAGCCUUUGAAGAGCUGCUUCGUCACGUGCGACUAGUUUUCGUAUCGCGUGACUAUUUGUUGAAUGUCGUGACGAACGAACUCGUGCGUGACAACGCUGAUUGUUUGAGGCUGGUUUCAAAUGCCAUAAAACUGACUACGUUUUCAAGCGAUGUUAACCUUCCCCAGUCACCGAGAAAAGGACUUGAGACACGAGCUAUAGUGGCUUGUGCAGGUAAAUAUGCCUGCUGCUAUAUCCCUGAUAAAGAUGAGUGGAAAUGUUUACCUGAACUGUUAUGGGAGAAAGAUCAUGAAACCCCAAUGAUUAGAUUUCGUGAUCAGUUGUAUAUGCUUCAGGACUGGAGUCAAGUGCAGCGGUAUGAUCCUGUGUUUAAUGGCUGGUCAUUGUUGCACCUAAACCUAUUUUCUUUUGACUACUUGACUACUGUUAGGGGAGAGCUGUAUUCUGUCGAGCAGAUGUAUCCUUACACAGAAGAUGAGGAAACAUGCAUAAAAAAAUUCAGUGUAGAGCAAAAUUCAUGGCAGACAAUUUUCACCUCUUUUGAGAGCUGUAGGGAAGAGUCUUGUGUCAUUGGGUCUGCUAACUAUCUGUAUCUUUUGGGAGGGAAGUCCUCACCUACCUCCAAAUAUCUCCCAAAAGCUGACAGAUUUGACAUUGUGGAAAAGAAAUGGGAAGAAAUCACAGACAUGCAACAAGCAAGGGGUGAGGCUUUUGGUGUGGCCAGUCAGGAAAAGAUUUUUGUUGCUGGAGGAGCAGAUGAAGAAGGCACAGUGUUGAAAACAUGUGAGGUGUACAAUGUUUCCACAAAUGAAUGGCAGUUAAUUGCAAACUUGAAUGUUUGCCGCACACAUGGUAGUAUGGUUUGUCUUGGUGGAACAUUGUAUGUGCUGGGUGGCUUUGACCAAAGUAAGAAAAACCCAGAACAUUCAGUUGAAUAUUAUGACAAACAGGGCAAGUGGAUUGUGAAGACAGUCAUACCAAUAAAGGACUGUAAGAAAAAACAGGCAUUCCAAGGCUGUGUGCUAAAGUUCUCCAAAGGAGUAUUGGAUUAUCUUAGAGAUCCAAAUGCAGUGGAUUAUUAA
Messenger RNA from Pocillopora verrucosa, 3732 nucleotides. The record is from RefSeq and is a predicted model, not a curated record. NCBI's taxonomy places the organism in Eukaryota, Metazoa, Cnidaria, Anthozoa, Scleractinia, Pocilloporidae.